AUGGAUUUGGCCUUCAAGGUUGAGCCUACGGCCAAGGAGACUCUGCCACCUAAGAACGAGAAAUCUAUCGAGACAAAAUAUGCCGAUGAAACUCUCCGCAUUCUUGAGCUUCAUGGAGACUCUGUUGGUCCAUUGACGACUGAGAAGGAGAAAAAGCUCAGACACAAAUUGUACUGGCGUAUUUUUGGGCUCCUCUCCGCCAUAAACCUACUGCUCUUUAUUGACAAAUCCACUCUGGGAUAUGCCGCUAUUCUCGGCCUGUUCGAAGAGACCGGCAUCACUAAGGCCCAAUACAACAAUCUAGGAACUUUCUUCUACGUCGGUUACAUUAUUGCACAAUGGCCGGGACAUUAUGCUAUGCAAAAACUACCUUUUGGAAAAUUUGUCGCCGCUCUUGUCUUCAUGUGGGGUGUCAUCCUACUUCUUCACUGCGUUGCCACCACAUAUGGCGCGCUUGUGGUUCUACGGCUGGCGCUCGGUGCUGCUGAAUCUGUCGUUGUACCCGCGAUGGAAGUCACAAUCGGGAUGUUCUUUAAUCGUUACGAACAGUCGUUCCUCCAGCCCUGGCUUUGGUUGACGUCGGCAGCCGCUCCUAUAUGUGCCGCAUUUAUCUCCUACGGCUUGCUUUGGAGCCAUAGUGCCAUUCUACCCUGGAAACUGUUUAUGAUUAUUACUGGAUCUGUCUCGGUACUUCUUUCUGUUCUUGUUUGGUUCCAGUAUCCGAGCAACCCAGCCGAGGCUAAGUUCCUAUCACUGGAGGAGAAAAUUCACACCAUCAGACGAGUACACGAAUCAAGUCAAAGCUCCAUUGAACAGAAGCAGUUUAAGAAGAGCCAGUUUAUAGAGACGCUGCGCGACCCCGUUUCAUGGCUAUUUACUUUGCAGUCCUUCACCCUCAUGAUGUCUAAUAACCUCACCUACGGACAACAAAACCUUAUCACUAAGGCCCUUGGAGUGGACAGUCUGGGCUCAACUCUUGUGGCUGCAGCAGGCGGCGGUUUUGGUGUCCUAGUUUGUAUUACAGGAGCCUAUGCCCUACGGUGGUGGCCUUCAAAUCUUGCACUCCACGGACUCUUCUGGUGUGUCCCCGCGAUUGCAGGUGGAAUUGGCAUGGUUGCUAUCGAUUGGGACCAGAAGCUAGGAAUGCUUGCUUGUCUACUGCUAGCUGGUCACACAUAUGGUAAUACCUACAUUAUCGCAUUAGGCUGGACUACAUCGUCUGCGGCCGGCUACACGAAGAAAUUGACCCGAAAUGUAAUGUUCAUGGUUGGUUAUUCCAUUGCAAACAUUUGCUCGCCACAGAUCUGGGUUCCUAAGGAUGCACCUCGCUACUACGGUGCCUGGAUCUCCAUGAUAGUGGUCAGCUGGGCUGGGACACCAUUCAUCCUUUUCAUUAUAAGGUUCUUAUUGAAACGCAGGAACGAUCAACGGAAGAGUUGGGCUGCAUCCUUAACCAGCGAAGAGAGAAGGGCUCACGAAUUUGGAGUAGUUGAGGAGCUUGAUGAAAAUGGGAAUGUGAUACGCAGAAAAGUUGAAAUUGCCAUGCUGGAUAUGACUGAUAUGGAGAACCCGUUCUUCAUCUAUCCUAUCUGA
Penicillium crustosum is the source of this 1593-nucleotide messenger RNA. RefSeq lists its product as uncharacterized. The record is from RefSeq and is a predicted model, not a curated record. Gene Ontology annotation, biological process: L-cysteine transport; transmembrane transport. NCBI's taxonomy places the organism in Eukaryota, Fungi, Ascomycota, Eurotiomycetes, Eurotiales, Aspergillaceae. The coding region runs from base 1 to 1593 and encodes 530 amino acids. The transcript has 3 exons. Gene Ontology annotation, cellular component: membrane. Gene Ontology annotation, molecular function: L-cysteine transmembrane transporter activity.